Molecule: messenger RNA, 1419 nt
Organism: Talaromyces atroroseus
Lineage: Eukaryota; Fungi; Ascomycota; Eurotiomycetes; Eurotiales; Trichocomaceae
Exons: 3
Coding region: 1-1419 (472 amino acids)
Biological process (GO): maturation of LSU-rRNA from tricistronic rRNA transcript (SSU-rRNA, 5.8S rRNA, LSU-rRNA)
Cellular component (GO): nucleolus
Molecular function (GO): RNA binding
Source: RefSeq, a predicted model, not a curated record
AUGGCUCCAGAAAAAAAGGACAAAAAGCGCAAGGGUGAGGAAAAUCAAUUUUACAUUAUGAUCUUCCCACCUACCUCAGCCGCCGCUGUCACCGUUACAGAUCUUCCCAACAAAAAAUCGAAAAAGACUACUGUCACAGCUGAAAAGCCACCGUCUGCCGCUCCAAAGUCGAUUCUGAAAAAGAAAGAGGAGACCAAUGGCGUUGCCAAAUCAACCACCGCCAAUGAGCCGACACGCAAGAUCAAGCCACGCAAGCGUGCGAGCGACUUUUUGAGCGAUGAUGAUGAUGAAAGCAACAAGUCAGCAGACGAGGAAGAGGACAAGUCGGUAGUCUCCAAAAAUAGCAGCGGAAGGAAAGACAAGAAGGAAGCUUCCUCAAAGCCGCAAAAGGCCAAGGUCGAGGCUGAGGAGAAAACCGAUAAUGAUGAAGUAUCCGAAGAAGAUGAUGAUCUUGAUGACCAGACCGCCGAGCUCAUCAAAGGAUUUGAGAGUAGUGGUGAUGAGGAUGCAUCUGAAGACGAGGGAUUCGAUGCCGACAAAGCUGUGCCUCGAAUUCCAGACUCAAAGAAGGCCAAACGAAAGAUUCAGAAAAAGCUUAAGGAGAAUACCCAAACCGACGAGCCUGGAACGGUAUACGUUGGACGCAUCCCACACGGUUUCUACGAACAUCAAAUGAGGGACUACUUUUCUCAAUUCGGCGACAUCACGCGUCUGCGUCUCUCCCGCAAUCGUGUUACGGGACGCUCCAAACACUACGCAUUUAUUGAAUUUGCCUCUUCAGUGGUGGCCAAGAUCGUCGCUGAGACCAUGAACAACUAUUUGAUGUACGGCCACAUUCUGAAAUGCAAGUUCGUGCCCCAGGAGCAACAGCAUGCGGAGCUCUGGAAAGGGUCAAAUCGUCGAUACAAGCGUGUUCCCUGGAAUCGAAUUGAGAAGCAGCGCUUGGAUCGGGGCAAGACGCGGGACAAAUGGGCCAAGAGCAUUGAGCAAGAAAAUGGUCGGCGGUUGGCCAAGGCCGCGAAAUUGAAGGAGUUGAUGGGUUAUGAGUACGAUGUUCCGGGUUUGAAGGCAAUUGAUGCAGUGCCCGUUCAAGAGAAACUGCCGGCUCCAGAGGCUGCAGCUGAGAUUGAGGCUGGCGAGAAGGAAUCACCUGCAAAGGAUUCUACGGAUGUCGUUGUCGCAAAUGGUGAUGACAAGGAGGCCGAUAAAGAAGCCGAAAAGGCUGUUGCUGAUGAGCAAACACCCAAGAAGAAGAAAGCCAAGAAGUCCAAGAAAGAGAAGGGAUCAGAGACACCUGAUAUCAAGACAACUCCGGCCAAAGUAGCCGAGCCGGAGCAAGCCACGCCUUCAACCACGCCCGAGUCCUCGACCAAGAAGGCAAAGGCGAAGAAGGCGAAGAAGUUUGCAGGCAAGGCUUAA